This is a messenger RNA of Penicillium egyptiacum, 2037 nucleotides long. Lineage: Eukaryota; Fungi; Ascomycota; Eurotiomycetes; Eurotiales; Aspergillaceae. The record is from the annotation of a GenBank genome assembly.
AUGUCUGAGACGUCGGAUAAAGCUCAACCCGGUUGGCGAAUCCCUCGGGCAUGUCAGGAAUGCCGCAAACGUAAAAUCAAAUGCAAUGGCCUGACCCCGUGCAAAACUUGCCAAUUGCGCAAUACACCCUGUAUAUACAGAGACUAUAUUCGCCAUCGGCGGAAGAAACAUGAGUAUGAAGAAGCCGGCAAGAGGAAUUCACCUCGUCAAGCCUCCCCAAGUGGAGUCCCGCCAUCGGGGCAGCACACAGCCUCUGUCAUGAAUGACUUCCCAAACAGUGUAUCUGCAACACAUAUGACAUCGCCGUCUUGUCGGAUGCAGCUGUAUUAUGGCCCCACCUCUCAUUUCUCACUCAUGCAGCAUAUCUACCGAGAUCUCAUCUCCAAUCCUACCUCUCACCCUGAACCAUCGGGCGGGGUCGAGGAAGCUGGAGCUGGCUUGGACUUGUUUAGCUUUCGCCGCAUUUUUUUCGGAACCCCAGACUUUCAUGAGAGUACCAAGUCCCUUGGGACAGGGGAGUUGCCUAUGAUGUUCCUGCCGUACGAUCUGGCUAAGCUUUUUCUGUCCCGAUUUCUCUCCAGCUUUUACCAUCUGAUGCCAUAUCGCCCCAAGAUAUAUUAUGAGCAAUGCCUGGACCGACUCUAUAAUUCCUCGCUCACGGAACAUUUAGAUGCUCUCACCCAAGCGAUCGUUCUUCUUGCCAUGGCAAGUGCGGCACUUGGGACUGAACAUUUUGCCUGGGGUGAUGUGCUGUUCGAGCGUGUCAAAGCUUCGUUGACGGCGCUUUACGCCAAUUACCAGAACGAACAAGGUCGGCCCAACUCAGUGUUCUUGCAUUUGGGUUCUGCUUCUCGCAAAGCCUUAUCAGCAGGUCUGCAUAAGGACGUACCCAAUGACGUUGAUCAAACCCCGGAAAACAUCGAAGAACGGCGGGUAACCUUCUGGUCUCUUUACAUAUUCGAAACCUGGUUCUGCUUCCAUGUGGGACGCCCUACCUCCCUUUCCCUUAAAGAUGUCGCCAUCGAGUACGCACAGGAUCCAUUUAUUCAAUUGUUGGUGCAGCUUUGCAAAACCAUUAGUCGAUCUGUCAAUGAGAUAUAUGGCCAGCGGCAUGAGUCUCUUCUGCACAUGUGGAGAGUCGCUCGAUCCAUUGCGGAUGAUAUCCGUGGUCAUGAAGCACAUCUACAACAAGCUUUGGGUCUUGGGCUUGAUGAUGGCAUCCAGGCGGGAUCCCUUGGGGUUCGACAAAUAAUCUUCAUUACCCUAUACUAUCAUACCCUACUUCUUACAUUUCGCCCUUUCGUUAUAUUUCGCGGCCAUUGGCAGCGCGAGCGGAAUAUCGCACCCAACCAGUCUAGCACGAAUGUCACAAAUCGCCCAAGACAAACUCCUUCUUGGCUCAACGAAGCCUGCAAUCACGCCAUCACUGCCGCCCAAAAAACACUCCAUCACUUAUGUGCAGCUUCAAGUGUCAAUAACUUUGUUCUGGAAUUGCGAUACCAUGGUUUUUUUUUUGGCAAUUCUGUAUUUACUCUCAUUUACGAGUUCAUUCACAACCCGGAUGUCGCGCCUGUCUAUCUGCCAUGGGUUUAUGCAUCAUUGCAAACCUUGUCAACCAUGCGAGCCGGGGAUCCGAUCGCAAGCUCAAUUUCAGCCAUACAGACCGUGCUUCACAAUAUCAAUCCAUCGUACGAAUGGGUACCUGUAUUAGCAACAACUGCGGAUAGCAUCGUGCCUCCAGGAAGGUCAGCCAUACAACUAGACCUUACCCCCGACCGCAGGCAUCGGUCGCUUCUCAACAACCCUGCAAUUACUCAGAACCCGUCACUAGGAGUACGGCCUGGUAUACUGACCUCUCCUCGGGACCUUCCACAUGUGCAAAAUCUGGGAACCCCGGAAACUGGAGGCUCUUCUGGAUCCGGGGAAGACUUACUUGAUUUCACUCAGUCUGACAUGGGCUGGGACUUCGAUUUCUCUACCAUGGACCUGGACGCCUUCUUUUCAGUUUAUCAGCCGAAUGAUGCUGCGGCCUUUUGA